AGUAUAUCGUUGGGUUGGUAGAAGCACCGUACAUGUAGUGCUUGUCUUUGCCACUGAGUGUAGUAGAUCAUUGGGUUGGUAGAAGCACCGUACAUGUAGUGCUUGUCUUUGCCACUGAGUGUAGUAGAUCAUUGGGUUGGUAGAAGCACCGUACAUGUAGUGCUUGUCUUUGCCACUGAGGCUGCUGUUUUUCUUCCGUCCCUCUCUGCCGCCAACUACCAGAUUCAACUUUGACGUCUCCCCCAACGCGAGGUCAUUUGUUUUAGUCGGCACACGCUAAAAUAUCCCGGCUAAACCCAUUGAUUAUCGGAUUAAUUAUUAAAGAUAAAAACAAUGGAUAAUCCACAAAUGUAAUAGUUCAUCGACUAUAUUUGCAUUUGAUACUUCAUUUUAAAGAAAAUGGCUGAAAUCAACUUAGCCCUCACCAAAGAAGGCUGGUACCUUACAGACGAAGGAAUAGAGGAGUUGAAACGCACUUCUGAGAAACCCACAGCUAAUUACAUUAUUCGCAUUGCACUUAAUAGUGACCUGAGGCCUAUUGGCAGGAAGUUUCUCCCUGCAGACAUCAACAGUGGCCGGGUGGAGAAGUUGGAGGGUCCGUGUGUGCUGCAGGUUCAGAAGGUGAGGAACGCGUCGGCUCCCAAGGAUAAUGAGGAGUCUCAGGGAGCCCCCAGGAUGCUGCGGCUGCAGAUGACAGACGGACACACCAACGCUGUGGGCCUCGAGUUCAACUACCUGUCCCAGAUCAGCCUGAACACCCCUCCAGGAACCAAGGUGAAGGUCCUUGGUACGGUCCAGGUGAAGAAUGGCAUUCUGCUUCUGGACGACUCCAAGAUAUCCGUCCUCGGAGGGGAGGUGGACCACAUGAUGGAGAAAUGGGAACUGCAAAGGAGCUUGGCCAAACACAGCAGGAGUAACAUCGGAAGGGAAGGUGGAGCCCCUCCCUUUGUGCCCUUCGGACAGAAGUGUGUGAGGGAUGAAGAGGUGGACUCUAGAGAGCUGGACACCAGGAAAACCCUGGUCAGCACCAGUGUGGUGAAAACAGCUGACGAGAACGAAGAGUUUGAGAAGCAGAGGCUAGCAGCCAUCGCUGAGGUCGCCAAGAACAAAGAGGGAACUCGGACGUUUGGCGGUGGAGGUAAUGCUGGGGGAAACCUGGUUAAUACAGGCAGCCGGGACAGCUACCGACGAGGAGAUGGAGGAGACAGGGACUCGUACCGGCAGAGACGAGAGGAGAGGAUGGAGAGGACGGAGGAGUCCAGCCGACCAGAAGGAAACUACAGAGAGCUCGGGAGUUACCGGGAACUAGGAAAUUACCGCGAGCUGGUGGAUGAGCGGGCCCUAAGGGACAUUAUGGAGAUGGGGUUUGAUAAGGAGGAUGCUCGUCAGGCCCUGAUGGACAACAACAACAACAUGGAGGUGGCUCUCAACAGUCUACUGACGGGGACCUUCAAACCCCCCACCCCCGAGGAACCGAGCAGACCCCCACCCAGAGCAGACAGAGGAAGGGGUCGUGGCCGGGGUCGGGGGAGGUCCAGUAGGUUUGGGGGUGAGGAUGAGGAGGAGGGAGCAGGAGGAAGACCGUCAGGACCCAGCACUCUGUUUGACUUCCUGGAAUCCAAGAUGGGGAGCUUCUCCAUACAAGAGCCAAAGAGCCAGUCCUCUCAGAGGCAUCAUGAUGGUAAGAUGGCAGACAGUAGGAGUGACUGGUCCAGGAAGGACAGAUCACGGAAGGAGAGAAACGAGAGGAACGAUAGAUCAGACUUCAGGAACGAUAGGAACGACAGACCACCUCGCUUCCAGAGGGAUAGUGACAAGGACUUCCCUAAACCUGGCCACGACCCUUCCAUCACCACAUCCACCCCUUCCCCAGCUCCAGUCCCAGCUCCAGCAGGGGGCCAGCAGGGCCAGGAGAGAGCCCAGGACAGAGGCCGGGAAAGGGGCCAGACACAGGAGAAGGCCCCUCCUGGAGGUGGAGGAGGGACAGAGAGGUGGAGAGAGGCCCAGAAUGAGAGACAAGCAGCCAGGGAGGCCAGAGGACAGGCAUCAGUGUUCUGCCCUGCUACGUACCCCCCUGGCCAGCGGAACAGAGAACCCAGAGACGGAACCCAGGGGGAUCUUUCUGGUUCUGGAACCUUCCAGCAGGGAAUCAGAGUAGGUUCUAGUUUUGGUUCCGGAGGGUUCCAGAACCAAAGUCGGAGAGAGCAGCACUCGGUACCUGAUCUGUCGUUUAAUAAGAGAGGAGGAGGAGGGAUGAAGCAGAACAACGGGCCUGCACCAGCUGCCUCUAAACCAGGCCAGCACCAGACAGAGUCCAGUUCUAACUGUGUAUCAGAACCUAAAGGGGUCCAGAGAUCUGACAGCAGAGCAGACAACAGAGCUGAGCCCAACAGCAGAAGGAGAGGAGGGGGGAAGUCCCACAGUGAAAGGCCCAACUCGGACAACUUUGACCGUUACCGGGACAACGGACCGUCAAACUCUUCUACGUCGUGGGCGGGGCAAGAGGACUGUAGCGCCGGGACGCAGGACUGGGGCGUGUCCCGUGGGGAGUCUCGUCCAGUGAAAGGCCAAGUGGGCGGCGGCCCAGGCUCGGGUCCACACCUCCAAAACGGUGACUCGUCGACGGAACACCGGACAGGGCCAAUCAAACAACAGAACUACUCCUCUGGUCCCGCCCCCAGGGAGAGGGAGGAGCCACACAACAGGAACAGCACUAACCCAGCCCAUAACAACUCCAACACCGCCCCUAAGAAGAGGUCAGGGCAGGUCAAAGGGCAGAGGUCAGACCAGGGACAGGUUGGGUCCAUGGAGCCUCAAGGCCUGGGGAACUUGAAACCAGGAGACCAGGUUCUAGCGCUCUACUGGGAAGACAACAAGUUCUACAGGUCCAGGAUAGAUGCUGUACAUCCCUCUGGCCUCACAGCGGUCGUGGUCUUUACUGAGUAUGGAAACUGUGAGGAGGUCCUUCUACACAACAUCAGACCUGUCAACACGGACUUCUGGAAGGAAGAGGAGGGGUUAGAGUACCGGCGCGGGGGAGACGGGCAGCCUCGGACCACCACGAGGACGCGGCCCACGGUCCAGUAUUACCAGCCGCCCAGGGCCAGGGACUGACUGACUGAUCACCACAUGACUGAGUUACUGUACGGACAGACGGAGUCCACGAAGGAUCCCAGAGGUCCACGCAUCUGACCUCAAAAACCACAUCUUUCUUCUCUCGGGUUGUAAAAUUCCAGCAAGUUUUCCAGAAUUCCUGGUUGGAGGAUUCCACGUCCUUAUUGUUCCCUCCUGAUUCCAUCAAAAUCUUUCAACUGUGGAUUUCAGAAAAAUUGACUUUUGGGAAAGUUAGUGGGAUUUUUGCAAUCCUUCUCUCCUCUUCACCAAAUACACAAUGACAACUCUUCCUCUGUGUUCACUUGGGUCUCCAUAUCAAGAAGUGUGAAACAUUCAGGAAAAGGGCUUGUUGCUCAAAGAUGCUGACAACAAGGACGCUAGCUCACAAACUUUGGAAAGCGCACAGCCGCUGUACAUGGGGAAGAUUUGUAAAAUAGUUUAUUGUUAGACUAAUAAAAAUGCUGCUCCUGUA
Salmo salar (Atlantic salmon) is the source of this 3586-nucleotide messenger RNA. Lineage: Eukaryota; Metazoa; Chordata; Actinopteri; Salmoniformes; Salmonidae. The record is from RefSeq and is a predicted model, not a curated record.